AUCCUUUCACCUGUGGAGGGAUGUGAUUGGAUGUUGACUUCCAUAGUCAACAGCUCUUCAGGAGGAGUCUAAGCAUAAAUACUCUGACUCACCUGAACAAGUACAAAUAAAAGCCACCAGUUCUUCCCCGGGUGAAACCACACUCAGGUGCUGCACUACAUUUGGACACAAUCCAUCAGUGCGCAUACUCUCUGGUCCUGCGAGCACCAUGACCUCCAGCUUCUCUGUGCACAGCCACUCUCAGGGACGGCAGCCGUCUUUUUCAAGCAUGUCUAUGCGUGACUUUGGGGUUCGGGGACGCUCUAAAAUCCCAGUGUCCCUCUCCUCAGCCAGUACUUUGUCUCUGUCUCGUUCCACUUCUCUGGGAAAUGGCUUGAACAUCCUAAGCAACCUCUCACUGAAUGGUCUAGGAGUUGGUGCCAGUGGCAAGGAGACCAUGCAAGGUCUAAAUGACCGACUUGCCAGCUAUCUGGGAAAGGUGCGUUCUCUGGAGAAGUCCAACGCUGACCUGGAGCUGAAGAUUAAACAGCUGAUGUUGGAGCGAGCACCCAAGGGUCACGACAUCGAGGGACUGAUGGCUCAAGCACAUGCGAUUGGACAAGAGGUGAGGAAAAAGACAUUGGAGAAUGCUCGUAUAAUGCUGGAGAUCGACAAUGCCAAGCUUGCAGCAGAUGACUUUAGGGUCAAAUGGGAGGCAGAAGCUACUCUUUGUCAGUCGGUUGAGAGAGACUGUCAUGCUCUGAGACGAGCAAAAUCUGAUCAUGAUCAGAUCAUCGCAACCCUUCGAGGAGAUCUGGACAGUCUGAAAGAGGAGCUCUAUUUCCUCAAGAAGAAUCAUGAUGAGGAGAAGAACACAAUGAAGUCCCGUCUAGCCAAUGAGCAAGUGAAUGUGGAGGUGGAUGCAGCCCAGGGCCCAGACCUGGGAGCCAUCAUGGCAGAGCUAAGGGUGCAGUAUGAGAGCAUUGCACGCAAGAAUAAAGAGGACACUGAAAUGUGGUACCUGAAGAAGCUGGAGACUUUGCAGUCGGAGGUAAAGGAGAGUAACGAAGCUUUGAGAUGUGCUCAGAGUGAACUCAAUGAAAGACGACGCUUUCUGCAGGCGUUAGAUGUGGAACUGGACAAUCUGCGCAAACAGGUUGGUGUUCUGGAGGGGAACCUCGGAGAGACAAAUCAGAAGUACACGCUUGAGAUCGAGCAUCUUCAGGGCACACUAACACAGCUGGAGGACGAACUCUCACAGUUGCGCCUGGAUAUGCAGAGAAUCAAAACUGAUUACGAGCAGUUACUGCGGAUCAAACAGAAUCUGGAGUUGGAGAUCGCCACCUACCGGAGGCUGCUGGAUGGAGAGGAAGUGAUAAAAGAAACACCCACUCUUAAAAAAGAGCCUGAAGUGAGAACAAGGAAGAUUGUGAAGGUGGUCACCCAGACAAUGGUAAAUGGAAAGGUGGUGGAUGAGUCCAGCGAAGUUGAACAGAUUGAAGAACGAAAAAAGUCUGAUUCUGUAAGGCGAGUCGCAGUAGAGCGAGUCAUUUAAAAGUAGCACAGACCGAAAGUCACACAGUGAAACUGAAUACAUAUGAUACUAGCUGAUUUCCUGAAUGAAUACUACUAGUUUUAGAGACAGUGGUAGAAAAAUGAUAUGUAGCUGUGGAUGGGGAUUUGAACCUGUCUGUUCAGUGUGAGAAACCGAGCUAAAGGAUGAAAUCAAGACAGCCUCACUUUGAUAAUGAAGACCGAAAAAGCCCUGACACCAAACCUCUGUAGUGUCAAAUGUCUUGCUUUUGUGAGGCUUUUUGGGUGAAACAACUAUUAUAGUCCCAGCCCAUCAUAGUCCUUGUUAAUAAGAGUCUUUACUUUGGUUUGCUCCACUAUCAUUGCCAGAUAUAAAAUAAUUAAAUUCUGGCAAUCUUACACAGGUCAAAUUCAUAUUUCUAUUACUUGAAAAUCUGAUUUUAUUAUUCAUUUUCAGUGCUGAAGUAACAUUAUGCUAUAUCCAAAAUACUCAAUGAAAAGUCUGUAUAAUUUUUUUAAUCUACUAUCCAUAAAUAUAUAGGCAGUUAGCUCAUAUAAUGAAAAUGUAACACUUAUGUUAGGACAGGAGGCCCGGAAGCCCCGACCAGUUAUGCAAUUUUUACGGGGCUCAUAAUUCACAACACUUUGACAUUUCUUUUUGUCAUAUUUUUUUUAUGUUUAUGGAUGUGGAGUGCACAUCUGGCAAAUUAAGUUGUGUGAACUGCUCAGAGUGACAGCUCGGCUCUAGCACCUGGUGUAUAUUAUCUCAUAUUGUGCAGAUGAGUAAAAAUACUGAUACAUAAAAUGAAGCUUCUACAAUAAACUUUAGACUGUCAGCUAUCAGCCUCAGACUCUUAUUUGGUUUCUGUUAUUCAUGAGUGACUUAUAAAACAUCAGAUUAUGUUUUU
Carassius auratus (goldfish) is the source of this 2420-nucleotide messenger RNA. Its product is annotated as keratin, type I cytoskeletal 18-like. NCBI's taxonomy places the organism in Eukaryota, Metazoa, Chordata, Actinopteri, Cypriniformes, Cyprinidae. Bases 209 to 1534 code for a protein of 441 amino acids. The transcript is spliced from 10 exons. Gene Ontology annotation, molecular function: structural molecule activity. Gene Ontology annotation, cellular component: cytoskeleton. The record is from RefSeq and is a predicted model, not a curated record.